CACUUUGUAACUCCGCAGCCGUGCUUCGCCAGUUCGGUAUUAUGGACGAAACCCUCACGCUAUUUUGGUACAGUUAAUGUCCCGGCCUUUGUAACCUUUUCUUACCUACGGUAAAAGUCAUCGUUGCCCCUCGCUGUAACCACGGCGCCCCUCGGUGAAAACCUAACUCUCAUCCCCUUCCACGGCGCCGCCACUACCCGUCGAGCUCGAUCCUCCGAUAGUGCUCUUCCUCCGAUGGCGGCUCCGUCGAGGGGGAAGAAACGCCUGGUGGUCGACGUCGAUGUCGAGUUGGACAGUGAGGCCGAAGUAGCUUCAGCUUUCAGUCGUCUGUCUGUGUCGAUCGUUGCCAAGCCUUCAGGCGAGUACGUUCGCGCCAAGGAGCACUCCUCCCCGAGCGUGAACUGCGCGGCCACAUCAGGUACUGGGUACACCCAGCAGCAGACCCCUUCUGUCGCGAAACAGUGCUCUGAACCACGUUCAGUGUCGAUAACCAGAUUUGAAACGGUUCGUAGUGACCUGGCAAUAGCCAUUGCAAAGAUGCAUGUAGUUGGGAACGAGUUGAAAGAUUUGGCCGGAAAUGAGAUAAUGAAUUCGCCAGAUACGGCCAAAGAUGUGUCAGUGAACUUCUCAAUGUGGCGCGUGUAUGAGCUUGCUCAGUCACUGCUGGACGAAGCGCAACGUUUAGAAGAUCUUGAAGCUGGUCCUUCGCCACCAUUAUCUGAAUGUUUCAAUAACCAUUUUGCUGAAGAUGAAGAUAUGGGUGGCGGGGAAUGGGCACUGGAUGAUGUGGAUUCCGAAGAGCUUGUGGAUCGUCAGAUGAAGUAGAUUAGUAUGUGUGGUGUGGAAUGGCACUGGAUGUUAGCUGUGUAAGGUUAUUUGUGUAAGAGUUAUCUGUGUUACCAGUGUAAGGUUAGUAUGUGUGGUGUGGCAGUGUAAGAGUUAUUUGUGUUAGCUGUGUAAGAGUUAUCUGUUCAUGGUAUCUGUGUUAGUAUGUGUUAACUGAACUUGGAGGUUAUCUGUGUAACUGAACUUGGAGGUUAGUAUGUGUGGCUGUGUAAUAUCUCGCAUUUGUUCAAACAGCCAUUCAGCUGUGUUAUCUGUGUUAGUAUGUGUGAAUUAUUUCA
This is a messenger RNA of Zea mays, 1124 nucleotides long. RefSeq lists its product as uncharacterized. The record is from RefSeq and is a predicted model, not a curated record. The coding region runs from base 235 to 825 and encodes 196 amino acids. Lineage: Eukaryota; Viridiplantae; Streptophyta; Magnoliopsida; Poales; Poaceae. The transcript has 3 exons.